Molecule: messenger RNA, 6038 nt
Organism: Lingula anatina
Lineage: Eukaryota; Metazoa; Brachiopoda; Lingulata; Lingulida; Lingulidae
Product: transforming growth factor beta receptor type 3
Source: RefSeq, a predicted model, not a curated record
UUUCUUAACCCCUGCGUUUCUUUGGCUUGCCUUGUCAACGCCAAUUUACUCCUUAUGUAUUGUCAAUUCCGAUGAUGUAUGAUUUGGAGGGGGUUGGCGAUGUUUAAGGGCUCAAACUUUCGGAAUUUUCAGUUGUUUACUUUACCAUGGGGCUCGCCUGCGCUUUCAGGCAACAGCGGUCAUCAAAUAAAAGGCCGGCCAUCUUGUUUGUAAUGGAUGACCUGAGUAUCAAGCGCGCGAGGCGAGCGCUGCGUUGCUUUAGCCAGGAUUGCGUGUAAAAUGUGUUGCAAGUGGGGGCUUCUGUAUGCAAGACGACUUCACUUAUGGUGGGACAAUGGUUUCACAGAUUGCUGGUGCGGAUAUCGUCCGACUUGAAAUUUCCACACCGAUUGACCUCCAUAUUCUUGUAGAUUUCAUCAUGAAUAAAAAAGGUCAUUCAUUGAAUAUGACAUUUCCUGUCCUGUGUAGUAAAAAAGACAUUCCACCUUGUUUUAGCCAGGAAGUGGUCGCUUUGUAUUUAUUUGUCAACAUUUAAGCCUAUUGAGUAGGAUAUCAGCCACAUCUUCUGAUUCAUCCCAGUGUAAGAGUGAAAUCCUAGGCCCCGUAAUGGGCCGAAUGCAUUGAGGUGUGGGCAUGAAGAAAAUACAUAUUCAUGAAGCUGUGGUACUAUACAUAGGGGCGCUGGCGGCCAUAGCCCCUGAAGUUGCAUCGAAGUGUGCCAUCACCUAUCCUUAUUCCUCUCCUUACGUCUCUCCUGUCUACGAGCAGCUCACGCCAUCUGGAGGGUGUGUAAGUUCUAAUAUCACUCCUAGUCGCAAGGAAGUCCACGUGAUCAACCUACAGGGAACGUUGCUCGGAGGAGACCAUCCUGUUAUAACUCUACAUAUUCUACCUCUAGAGUUCACCGGCCCCCACUCAGGUCCGCUUGUGUUUGUGUUGAGUUCUGCCAAACCAGUGACAUGGCACUUGCAAACAGGGAACAUUGCCAAUCGCUCAAGCAUAUUCUGGCUGUCUCCGGGAUCGCGGAUAUCAGGUGACACGUAUAUCGUUAAAAAGCAGAAUGAGCGCCGCCAGAAUAUGCCAGCUGACAGUAAGACCCUACUACAGUGGUCUGAGCGCAAGUUCCAUGCCGUGACAUCUUUGAUGGAGGUCAUGAAUGGAAACAAUGUCUUCAAACAAGUUGGCAUUGCUCCCGAAUCUCCCAGCAGCUGUAUCUUUCAGAAGCCAUUUGAAUCUUCCAGCUCCGUUGCGGCAUACAUUCAGCCCCAGCCCAUGUCAGGGUGUGCAGAGACCUCUAGGGAGGGAAUGUCAAAGCAGGACAUGCACAUCAUAGAACUCCAUUCUUCAGCCCCAGUGGCCAGGGAGGGUGCAAGUGUCACCAUCAACAUAGUGACGGAGAAGGAGCGCAGCAUCAGUAGGGAUCUCCUUCUGAUUCUGAAAGCUCAUCAGGACAUCAGCUGGCAUAUCAAGACCAAGAACCUCGUUGGGCGUCUAGAAAUUGUGGCAAACCGCAGCAUCAGCAGAAAUGGAGUAAAAAUGCACACCACCAUCCAGUAUGACGAAUUAAAUCGUAGUCGAGAGGAGCUGAUCAGCUGGUCAGAGAGGCAGUAUGGGCCGAUCGUCUCGUACACUGAGGUGCAGAUCGCCAACAGAAUGAACUUACUGGUCAAAGAUGUUCAGAUUCUGAACACCACCCCAACCACUCCAACUACUUCAACCACCACCACCUCCAGCACCACUACCUCGAGGUCCCGAAUGGCUACCUCAUCUCGUUCCAGAAGUCGCGGACCCACGGGACAUGGACUUAAAUCCCCUUUUAUCAACAGAGAUUUGACGAAAACGGCUCUCCAGCAUGCAUUGAAAGUAGCGUGCAAUGAGCAGGAUCUCGAGGCCACGUUAGACAAGCUGGUUCUGCAGCCCUGUGGGGUGAGGGCCGAGCAGCUGUCCCUGGUGGAUGACAAAUGUCGUCCGGAAGAAAAUGCCACACAUUUCAUUUUUAAGACGGGUUACCAUCAGUGUCGGACGGUGCUGAAGAGGAACAAAGACACAGGCUUGAGGAGCUAUGUCAACUCAGUUAUAAUACAUAGGCGCCAAAGGGAUGAUGAAAUAAUAAAUUGGCGCAAUGGUAGACAGGUGCCAGAUGAUCACAAUGAAGGCUCUGGUUUUUCGUCUCUGGAUGGUACAUAUUACAGUGAUGAUGAAGACUUGACUAUAUAUGACCUUGUCAUACAUAAAGAAUUUAGAUGUAUGCCUAGGUAUUUUGUGGACAAAAAUACGUCCACCAAUGUGAUCCGAGGGGACAGUUUGCCUGAGCUGGGCUUCAAGCUGUCCUUCUACAAGGAUGACCAGUUCAUCCAGCCAGAGGUCUCUUCACCGCUGCAGGUUGAACAGGGGGGCACCAUCUUUGUUGGAGUGGAUGUAAUUGGAGACGCCAUUAUCCAGCCCAUGCUGCUGGGCUGCUGGCUCUCGGACACCGCUUACGGAGAGCGUGACAAGGUAAUGCUAUUUGACAGGGGCUGCAAGAUGGAUGAUACCUUAAAAUGGCUGACCAAAGGGACUGGGAAGAACAUUCUGGAGUCUCUCUGGAUCAGACAGCAAAGGUUCAGCUUUGAGUUUGCACGGCUGUCGCGGAAAAAUAUAGCUUUCUUGAACUGCGAGGUGGACACAUGUAGUCGAGACGGGAGGAGUAACAGGAAUCCGCCAGUGAGGAAGUGUAUGCCCCCUGGUAAGAUGUGUCUGACGUCACGUAUGACUGUAGGGGAGGGGCAGGAACCGGCCUUCCAGGCCCCCUCUGAGUACAGCAAAGUGGUGUAUGCAGGGCCGAUAGUACAAAUAGAGAGGGUCAGGAGUAGCACAACUGUCAUCCCCACUAAGCCAAGAAUACCAAGUCUCCCAAUCCCUAGUGACGGGCCAGCCACCCGUUUACACACGGACAGCUCCAAGGGCAAGCAGCAGCCUACUCAUAUAGUGUAUGGCCUGGAGUCGGGGACAGUGGUGGGCAUUGCAUUUGCAGCAUUUGUCAUUGGUGUCUUACUGACGGGAGCACUGUGGUACAUACACACACAUACUGGUCCCGUAGGACAGCCUCAGCCCGCAGCAGCUCCAAAGGGCACCCGCAGUGGCAAAGGUUCCUCAAAAGGAUCACUAGAGAGUAGCAUGGAAUGCACCCCUAACUCUUUUACACCAAUCGCAUCGUAGCACGGGCUUGAUCAUCGUAAAAUGGAGGGAAACGGGUCUCAUGGCGCACCCUCAAGUAUUAUAAUAUCAUGAUAUUAUUUUAUAGAGAUAAACAGAGGAAAGGGAUGAAGGAGGAUACAAACAGCUGUCAGAUAGGACUGAUAAAAAGUUGUUUAUCAAUGUGUAGACCUUAAAGUGAUAUUAAUGAAUGAAAAGAACUCUCAAAAUGAAUAUUUUGAAGGGUCCUAAUUGUUACUUGAUGACAAGGAGCACAGAAAGCAGAGUAACAAUGUAGGAUAACUUCAUACGGAGAGAAUACAGUUACGAAGAUAGAAACUUAUAUACAUACGGGUGAAAGAAGCCACAGGGAUUUAAAUCUGGUGAUUUAUAAAGACUGGUAUCAUACAGAAACGAUACCAAUUCUGAAUGCCAGUGGUUCCCUUUCUUAAAGGAACAAUAGAUGUGGAAUGUUGAGACUAGAGUGAAGGAGGGAGAAAUGUUUUUCACAACAUAAUGACAUUUCACACCACUGAGACCUCAUCCCCUAUUGAAAUCCAACACAAUUUCUGUCACAGCUAACGCAAUGACCGACAAGUCUUCUCACACUUCUCUGUCACACUGGGGCAUGCUCUUACAUUAUCAACUCAAGGUGGACAGAAAUGGUUGAAACAAGAACUUUUUUUUUUCAUCUGUAGUGUUGUCAGCCAGGACUGUUUCAACAGUGGUUGGUGAGGCAAGAUUUUACAUGUACUGUUCUACAAGGUUUACGGAAGAAUGAAGAAGAUGAGCAAACUUUGGAGAUGCCAUACUAGCCCUAGUCAUGCCUAUUUUUGAACUCUACAAAUGGAUUGGGACAAAAAUGAUGAAAUUAUUAAUACUAAGGAGUCUUUCGACUAUAGUAUUGCACAGAUUAACUGCUACACUGAAGCUGUGGUGUAGUUCAUUGAACACCCAAUCCCUGUCCUUCUUACAGCAGUGGAACAUGACCAGGCUCACGGUAACCAGUGAAAAAUCUUCUUUCAUUGAUAGGGAUGGUCACAUGGAUUAAUCUGUAAUAGGUCUUUUUAUCAGAUGUUUAUACAUGAAAAAUCUUUUUUUAGUUAAUUUUGUUCAGUAAAUAGUUCCUCUGUUAGACGUUACAUUUAGGAUUUUUUUAUAAGCAGGGCUUCUCUAUUUUUAGUGGUGCCUGGAAAAAUGGCAUGUUAAGUUACCCCCUAAUUUACUCUCCCACUUAGAUUUUGAAUUGUUUUUAACCGUAUGUGUUCCAUCUUGUAAUAAUGUCAACAUUUAUUGGUGAACUUUGUUGACAUGUUUUAUGUAUGUAAACUGCCUCCAAAAGACGUGUCAUUAUUGCAUUAAGCCCAUGCAGAUUCUUGGUUGGAUUUAUAGUCAUACAUGAAGCUGUCAUGCUAGAGAAAUCUGGAGUAACAAAGUGCAUUUCAUUUGUCGUUUUCCCUUCAGUAGAAUCAUCAAGCAGCCAAGAAAAUCACACUGAACACAAAUUAGAUGGUCGUCUUUCUGGUUGCAGAUUAAGCACUUACCAAAUAGCCAGUGAUAUUGUUGUCUCCUGUCUGAAGUGCUUUGGAGACCCUGAUGACACAGUAUGGCUUGUUCUAUUAACCUUAUUCCCUUUUAUAUCCACAUUGGCAAAGGAAAACUCUAUGCUGUAAUCAGCUAUACAAAGUUGAUGCUGAAGGAAAAUGACUAAUUGGUGCAUUUUGUUCACUCUCUUUUUCUUUUUGAGUUAAUAGGUACCUGAAAUGUUGCCCUGUAAAAUACACAUAGACACUAAAUGUAAGUAAUUGAAUGCAAAAUUUCAGUUGCGAUACUGUUCACCAGCUAUUUAAGUUGUUCAUAUUCUUUCUGUUGCUGCAUUUUUUUUUUUUUUUUUGUCCCAGUGGUUAAAAAUUAUAUUGGUGUAUGAGGAGAGAGUGUAAAAGGUUCGCAAAACAUUAUUACGGGUACUACGGGUAUUUAAUUCAUUACAUGUAGAUAUGUAGAAGUAUAGCCCUGUGUUCUGUACACUGUUCAAUGUAUAUGUGCAAAACCAUGUGUCACACUGACCUUAAUAUGUUAUUCUGUAAUAUACCAUAUAAAUGUGCUUUUACAUAUACAUAUAUAUAUAUAUUAGUAGCUAUGAUAUUUUAUCAGUAGAUGUGCACAUACAUAAUUGUCAUCAUUUGAAUCAUUAUUGAAUCAAUGAAGUACUGAAAAAUAAAUUUAAGAGGUGCUUAAUUGUGAUGCUCUAGUAAGUAGGAAAUUGUCAGUAAAAGUGUUGAUCAUUUCUGGGAGCAGCUUUUCUUAAACUUCUGUAUGCAUUUUUUCUUUUUUUUUGGGGGGGGAGGGGGUUGUAAAAAGGAAUUUAAUUAUGGAUUUAUGUGGCCAUAUAUUAGGUCCUAUGCUAUUUAAUGAUAUGAAUAGAAUUACCACGUUGUAAUGUCUGGAUAAACUGAAACCUUGCUAAACAAGUGAAAAGCUGCACUAUGAGACCAAUUAAUUUUUGUGCAUGAUAUUUAAUGUUUUGUUUGUGGAAAAAUUUGCUAUUAGUGGUACUUGAUUAUUAGACCACAAAGCGCAAGUCCAUACGUUCAUCAUGAUAUAAAAAGCACCAUAUGAUUUAAAAAAAAACAGCCUGGUUCCUGGAUUAAAUUAUCUGUGGUGAUCAGUGGGAGAAGAAAGAAGAAGAAAAUCUUUAUUGAAAUGACCUUUGAAUGUGGUCUGUUCACAUCAUGUGUGGGCUGGGAAUGUCCAGUGGUAAAUUGUUAGGAUUUCAUAUUUCAUGAAAGUUUGAGAACAAACUGAUCACAAAGGCCUCCAAAUUCUUUGUAAUUGUGGUGUAACUUUCCUGUGAUUACCCCACC